Messenger RNA from Salvelinus namaycush (lake trout), 3264 nucleotides. It is a transcript of the gene ccdc22, whose product is annotated as coiled-coil domain containing 22. NCBI's taxonomy places the organism in Eukaryota, Metazoa, Chordata, Actinopteri, Salmoniformes, Salmonidae. Gene Ontology annotation, molecular function: cullin family protein binding. Gene Ontology annotation, biological process: positive regulation of ubiquitin-dependent protein catabolic process. The record is from RefSeq and is a predicted model, not a curated record. The coding region runs from base 455 to 2374 and encodes 639 amino acids. The transcript has 15 exons.
UAGUUUUACUUUCCCAACUCUCCGUUUUUUUUACAACAAUGCUGAAGAAUGUUGAAACUCAGCAUCCCAUAGAACACUGCUAUCAUAUCCUCCUCCCAUGUGACUUCAUGUGUUUAUAGAUGCAACAUUUUAGCUUUUACUAAUUUGUCAGCUAGCUAUCUCUCAUAUGAUAAAAAGCUAUUUGCAAGACAUUUAAGGGAGCACAAAAAAAGUGUUAAGUGGAACGGUUGCUGGAAUAGCUACUGUCGUGCCUCUUGUUCAUGCGUUGAGAAGUGACAACGUUAGCUAGUUCCCCAGCUAAAAACAGGCGAGCUAGCUUGUUUUUGUGUGUUUUUUUUAAUGGACCCGCCUGUGAGACCGCUAACGUUAUCUAGCUAGCCAAAAUAAGCAUAUUGAAGCCUAAUUAUUGGAAUUUAGGAGAAGGAAUUGCAAGGCACUUCAUCUUCUUACAGCGAUGGAGGAAGUUGAUAAGAUUUUAAUUCACUCCCUUAGACAGACCGGCACGGACGUGGGGGAGGAUGUACAGAGUGUGAAGCGCUUCUCCAGUGAGUUCAUAGUGGAGGCGGUAGUGAAAUGUCUGCGAGUGAUCGACCCGGCUCUGGGGAGCAGCCUGUCCCACUCCUUACCCCCCGGCAUGUCUGCCCGCUUCCGAGUGGGCAUGAGCCUGGCACAGGCCUGUCAGGACCUUGGCUACAAGGGAGAGAUUGGCUACCAGACCUUUCUUUACAGCAAUGAGCCAGAGAUCCGCUCUCUGCUCAUGUUCCUGGUGGAGAAGCUGCCCAGAGAAAGUGCUGAGGCCUUGGACCAACCAGCAGGUAAAUCGGUCCUCCUCCAGAAAUUGAUAGCUACCCAGAUCAAAGCUCAGCUGGCCUUGCCUUGGCUCCCUCCAUCUUGCAGACUACCCCUCCUAUGUAAAACACAGAACCCAGGACCGUCCCACAGUUUCCACUCUCAGCCCCUUAGUUUACUGCACUGCCUCAAAGUGCCUGGGAAAAAGCAGUUGAAAGAGGAAAAGGACUACCACAGGGAAUUUCUUCCCCCUGUGACUGCUCAGCCGUCGCAGCAUGCCUCAGUGCCGGCAUCCCUGCUGGAGAUGCAUGCAGGGGAGCUUAGUGCCGCCCAGGAGUGGGAAAAUGAGUGGAACAGCCAAGGCCUCCUUUCCCGCCUCACCCCUGAGGAAUAUCGCUCCAGGAAGCGUGUCCGUCUGCAGAAGCGGAUCGAAGAGCAGCUGCACACUGCGGCCCAGCCUCACUCGGACACCCUCGGUGCCCACAGGUCGGGCUCUGAUCUCGCAGAGCUACUGCAGUCCUUCGGGGGCUCCUCCCUCGGUGGUGACAUCCUCGCCAAGGGCUCCCGCUUCACUCACACUGAGAAAUUCACUUUCACACAGGAGCCUGCGAAAGCCUCCCAGCAGAUGGCAGCAGCGGCCAGCCCCCUUCCCAGCUCGCAUCAGUCGGAAGAGGAACUGCAGGCCCGACAGCAGGAGGAGCUGGCCUCCCUGCAGCAGCAGCUACAGCAGCUCACCCUCAGCCUAGAGGAGGUGGGCGGAGACAUGAAGCAGCUCACCGUAUCCGUACUUCAGGUGUCAGAUGAGCUGAAGCAGAAAGAGCUGAGCAAGGCGGAGAAGGAGGACUCUGUGCGGGUGAAGAAGCAGACCAUUGACCUGAUGCCGGACGCAGAGAACAACCUGGCCAAGCUGCAGGCCCUGGUGGAGGGAAGUGCCAAGCGAGUGGUCAACCUUGCCGUGCAGUGGGAGAAACGCAGAGCUCCGCUCAUCGAUGAGCACCGCAGGCUCAAGGAGCUCUGCAGCAACCAAGAGAUUGAGUCCUCCAGAAAGCUAGUUGAAAUCAAAGAGCUUCACAACAAAAUCCGCCAAUCUGCGGAGGAGUCCAAGAUGAAGGAGGCACUGUAUAAACAACUGAUAACAGAGUUUGAGAAUCUCCCCAAAGAUGUCUCCCGCUCAGCGUACACUGCAAGGAUUCUGGAGAUCGUUGGCAAUAUCAGGAAACAGAAGGAAGAAAUUACAAAGAUUCUGUCUGACACUAAGGAGCUGCAGAAAGAGAUUAACAAUCUGACUGGAAAACUGGACCGAACGUUCGCUGUGACUGAUGAGCUGGUCUUCAAGGAUGCGAAGAAAGACGAAUCUGUCCGCAAAUCCUACAAGUACCUGGCAGCCUUGCAUGAGAACUGCACUCAGUUGAUCCAAACUAUUGAGGACACAGGCACAAUCAUGAGAGAGAUCAGAGACCUGGAGGAGCAGAUUGAAACUGAAAAUGGUAAGAAGACUGUAAGCAACCUGGAGAAGAUCCUGGAGGACUACAAAGCAAUUCGCCAGGAGAACUCUGCUCUGGCUGCCAAGAUCAGAGAGGCCUGAUGUGACCCUCCGCAUGCUGCACCGUAGUGGCCGCCUAACGUGUCUGCUGGUCAAACUGACUGGUAGCAUGCCCUCGAGACUGCCUGUCCUGUGUGUGUGGAACCAAGAAAGCACACUCCAUCUAGUCUCAAGACUUUCAACGCUGUCCUUUGUCCACUGUCUUGUUGCAUUGCCUUCUGGGAGCACUGAUGGCAUAUGGGGAAGGGGAGAUAGAUUUUUGUACCAUUUUUAAUGCACAAACUUUGGCUUACCAAAACACCAUGCUGGAUAAAGAAAAGAAGUGUGAUGUGUAACAACACAGCGAUGAAUUAUACUGGCCUUGCAUCCCUGGUGUCUAUACACUGGUUCCAUAUUGAUUCCACCCAAUCAAAAAAUACGUUUGGAAAAUGAUGUUCUGACUUUUUCUAUUAUAAGUUUGUAGUAGUUCUUCAAAAUUGCAGUAGUUCUGAUAGAUCAAUCAAGUGAAUGUCUUAAUGAUCUACUUUGAAAUUCACUGCAAUUCCCGGGAACAAUGCAGUGGUUAGGUACGGCCUAAGAUUCCAUUCAUGCCAUAUUUUGUCUUAACUGGAGUUGAUUUGGAGAUUACUAGGUUUGUCCUUUUCUAGUUCAUUCUCAUGCCUUGAAAUCAAAUGCUGCUUUUGUCUGUCUCAUUGGCUCAGUGUUAUUUGGAUUAGGGAGCCUUGGUGCAAAGUAAAUGGUUUACCUCUUGAGCACUGAUCUCCUGAAAUGGUCUAGAUUAGGUAACAAACCACAUUGAUUGAUGUAAUGAAUCAUGCGAAACUUGUAUAAAAACAAUACAAAAUGUUUGUCAGAGCAGAAAAUGAACAUGUUAAGGAAGUGCUGUUGCUUUCUUUCACAUGUUUAUUUUUGAAAUGCUGAAAGGUCGUUCG